Messenger RNA from Limulus polyphemus (Atlantic horseshoe crab), 1191 nucleotides. Its product is annotated as ocellar opsin-like. The record is from RefSeq and is marked provisional. Gene Ontology annotation, biological process: G protein-coupled receptor signaling pathway; visual perception. Gene Ontology annotation, cellular component: membrane. Lineage: Eukaryota; Metazoa; Arthropoda; Merostomata; Xiphosura; Limulidae. Gene Ontology annotation, molecular function: G protein-coupled receptor activity.
AUGACUGACUGGAAUCCCUCACACUCUCUUGGACAUUCUCUUUGGUGGGGCUCAGAUAAUGAGCAUUUUCUGUGGAUGCGACGUCAUGGGGCCAACGUAACAACGACUGAUGUACUACCAGCUGAUAUGGAACCUUUAAUAAGGGAAUACUGGAAACAGUUUCGAGUGCUAAGUCCAGAAUGGUUUUUUGCAUUAGGCAUUUGCAUAACAGCCUUAGGAUUGAUUUCUUUAACAGGAAAUUCAGUGGUGAUUUAUAUAUUUCUUACAACGAAAUCAUUACGAACACCGUCCAACUUGCUUGUGGUUAAUUUGGCUUUUUCAGACUUCAUGAUGAUGUUUACAAUGAUGCCAAUGAUGAGUGUCUGUUGCUUUUCCCAGAGCUGGAUUUUUGGACCAUUAGCCUGUGGGAUAUAUGGAGCCUUUGGCUCUGGGUUUGGUUCAAUAUCCAUCAUAAGCAUGAUGGCCAUUGCAAUAGAUCGUUACCGAGUUAUCGUGAAAGGACUGUCAGGGGAGAGACUCACGUAUAGAGAAGCAGUUCUUUGGAUUUGUAUAAUUUGGAUCUUUGUCGGCCUCUGGACGGCAGCUCCUUUCUUCGGCUGGAACUCUUACGUUCCAGAAGGGAAUCUUACAAGUUGUUCCAUUGACAUGGUGAGCAACGACUGGAAUUCUCGGUCUUAUGUGAUUGCCUACGGAACAAGUGUGUAUUUAUUGCCCUUGUUGUUCCUUAGCUAUACAUAUUUCUACAUUGUGAAGACAGUUGUAGAGCACGAAUAUUUACUUCGAAAGCAAGCUCGUCGCAUGAAUGUUGACCGACUCAAACCAAAACAACCUGGAAUAUCAGUAGAAGCUAAAAUAUCCUUAGUGGCCCUUAUGACAGUUGUGCUGUGGUUUGUUGCUUGGACACCAUAUGCUGCCUUAGCCAUUCUAGGAUCUCUUACAAAUGGAAAACUGGUCACUCCGUUAAUAAGCAUCUGGGGAGCAGUCUUUGCGAAAGCUGGUUCCUGUUACAACCCUAUAGUGUACGCAAUCAGUCACCCUAAAUACCAAGAAGCGCUUCGUAAAAGACUGCCUAGACUGUACAAGUUUUUUUCGUGUACGUCUUCUAAGCCUUUGGAGAAAGUUGAAAAUCAGGAAAAUCAACAUGAGUCAACAACGAUCGAGAAAAUAAUUUCUCCGGAAUCAUCUCCCUGA